Molecule: messenger RNA, 882 nt
Organism: Prunus armeniaca (apricot)
Lineage: Eukaryota; Viridiplantae; Streptophyta; Magnoliopsida; Rosales; Rosaceae
Source: the annotation of a GenBank genome assembly
AUGGCCUUCACCAACUCGGCUCUCUUUGCUUCUUCUCUCACUCUCCAUCGAUCCAAAAUUUCCGAUUCCGAAUUUGCCCUUCCGCCUCACCUCUCUCCAUAUGAGCCUUCCAAGCUCCUCCCAUUUCCUACCAUGUGCUCUCAACAUGCUGACACUUUCUCCAGAAAAAUGAUCACUGUGCGUGCGUCUACCAAUGGUCUGAAUGCAGUUGGGUCAACCUCGUUGAAGUCUGAUCAAGAUGGUGAUUAUGUUCCAAUGCCAGUUGUUAUGAUCGAUCAAGAUUCAGAUUCUGAUGCAACUAUUGUGCAACUCAGCUUUGGUGAUCGCCUUGGAGCUCUCAUUGAUACGAUCAAUGCAUUGAAAGAUUUGGGAUUGGAUGUGGUAAAGGGAACUGUUACCACUGAGGGACCAGUCAAACAAACAAAAUUUUAUAUAACGUGGUUAGACACUGGGCGCAAAGUUGAAGAUCCUGAUACGUUAGAGAGAAUUCGACUUACCAUCAUCAACAAUCUUUUGAAGUAUCAUCCGGAAUCUAGUCAGCUACUAGCAAUGGGUGAAGCAUUUGGAAUAAAAGGUCCAGAGAAGAAGCUUGAUGUUGAUAUAGCAACUCAUAUACAUGUGAAGGAAGAUGGGCCUAAGAGGAGCUUGCUUUACAUUGAGACAGCAGAUCGACCUGGGUUGCUAGUAGAAAUCAUCAAAAUCAUUGCUGAUGUUAAUAUCGAUGUGGAAUCAGCUGAGAUUGAUACAGAAGGCUUGGUAGCCAAAGAUACAUUUCAUGUCAGCUACAGAGGGGCAGCGUUAAACAGUUCCUUGUCUCAGGUGUUGGUGAACUGUCUACGUUACUACAUCCGGAGGCCAGAAACGGAUAUAGAUAGUUACUAA